Sclerotinia sclerotiorum 1980 UF-70 is the source of this 114-nucleotide messenger RNA. RefSeq lists its product with no specific name. The transcript has a single exon. NCBI's taxonomy places the organism in Eukaryota, Fungi, Ascomycota, Leotiomycetes, Helotiales, Sclerotiniaceae. The record is from RefSeq and is a predicted model, not a curated record. Bases 1 to 114 code for a protein of 37 amino acids.
AUGGAGAUGCGUCAGCGUUUGAAUACUGGUAAGGGAUUCAACGCUUUGGAUCUUUAUAUUAUCGCAAGCUUGCAAUCGAUUGUUGUCGUUCAAGAAGGAAUUGCGUCUCUGUGA